Ceraceosorus guamensis is the source of this 953-nucleotide messenger RNA. RefSeq lists its product as hypothetical. The record is from RefSeq and is a predicted model, not a curated record. Lineage: Eukaryota; Fungi; Basidiomycota; Exobasidiomycetes; Ceraceosorales; Ceraceosoraceae. The transcript has a single exon. The coding region runs from base 214 to 702 and encodes 162 amino acids.
CGCCCCCCCCCACAAUUACGAUUCAAACUCUGACGCCGAUGCACAGAGAUCACAAAUCCACCUGAUUCUCAUGAUUCUCCCAACCACGAUUCACGAUUCGUGACUCCUCGCGAGAUUCUUGAUUCGUGAUUCGAGCUUUGUCUAGCGGGCACGCUUUCAAACGCGCGUGUUGUGUGCGGUCCGGCGCGCACGCGCGCUGCCCGAGGCGCCUGCAUGACCGAACGCGGGGCGGGGCUUCGGUCUGUCACGCAGCGCGCGGCGCGGCGGCGGCAGACGCUUUCGAUCGAUCGAUCGAUCGUCAGCAUGCACGCGCGCAUUUCAGUAGUAGUCGCGCGGUGGUCCCUAUAUAUACAAACGCACGCGCGGCACGCGGCGCACACCGCGCGCGAUGCUGUUCGGCCCGGCGCCCCGGCCGUUAUACGGCGGCGGCGGCGCGCGCGGUGGAUGCGCGUGGGCCUUGCGGGUGACGGUGGUGUGCCACAGCACAGCUAUAUAGCUGCAUGCAGAAGAAGAGAUUGGAAAGCGUCGAGCCUGCUGAUGAUGGAACGGUGUUCGCUCGAAUAUGCGCACGCAUAUGACCACCUCCACUUUUUCUUGCAUCGCAUGCCCACGCCAAUCGAAUGGAUGGAUGGAUGGAUGGAUGGAUGGAUGGCAGACAUCUCUUGGCUACGCAUCUACCAAGACGAAGAGUGCGCUCUCUGAACCAUUCAGCAUUGUUUAAAAAGGCAUGCGAGCGCCGGUCAGAGGGAGGGUUUAUGGUGAAAUGCAGCAAGAGUCACGAAUGCUAGAAGUCACACAGAGCAUAGCGAGCAAGCGCGGACGAAUAAGCCGGCUAACAACAUUGAAGCGAUACGUCACGAGGGGGGGUAUGCUUGGCGGCUAGUGCAAGAAGAACCCCAGCUUUAGGUGCCAGAGCAGGCGACGUAUCAGUCCAUCGAACAGGGCGGAAAAGC